This is a messenger RNA of Fusarium tjaetaba, 2019 nucleotides long. RefSeq lists its product as uncharacterized. The coding region runs from base 1 to 2019 and encodes 672 amino acids. The transcript is spliced from 6 exons. Gene Ontology annotation, cellular component: nucleus. Lineage: Eukaryota; Fungi; Ascomycota; Sordariomycetes; Hypocreales; Nectriaceae. The record is from RefSeq and is a predicted model, not a curated record. Gene Ontology annotation, biological process: regulation of DNA-templated transcription. Gene Ontology annotation, molecular function: DNA-binding transcription factor activity, RNA polymerase II-specific; transcription cis-regulatory region binding.
AUGUACACCAAACGCAACGACGACCUCAUGGAGUCGCUUGGGCCUUUGGAGAAGAGAUCUGUCAGGGAGAAGGUAGGCGAAACUAUGUGUCGGAGUGAUGAAGUUGACAAUCGCCAUAGAGAAGAUCAAACACGUCCUGUGGAAGAGGUCAUGGACGAUGGCUUGGCUUCUGGCUCCUCAGGAUCACAGCGCUUCUCGGAUACUCAAGUCUUUCAAGCUCCCGAUCUUCCAAGUAGGAGGAAUUCGUAUCAGAAUCGAGCUCCCGAGUCAGUCUCCGCGUCUUCCAGAUCUGGUCAGUCGCCAUUUACGCCAGCAUCUUUUGUUGCAAACUACCAGGAUACACGAGGGUUGUCACUGGGUGCAGCUCUCGACUCCGACCGGUCGGUUGAAGGAGAGACCAGAGACUCUCUAGAUACGCUCCUUCAGCACAAUCUAUCCGAAGCAGUGAUAUCACAGAGAAAACACGAUCCUAUUGACAUGGGACUUAUCAGUCGACCAUCUGCACAAAAUCUAUAUGAAGGAUUCUUCAAGCACUUCAACUCCCUCGUUGGACUCCUCGACCCCAGUCUCUACACGUUCUCCUAUACAAGAUCUAGGUCAAUUCUCCUAUUCACCAUGAUUCUUGCAAUUUCAUCACGGAUCUUCCAACCAGAAUCUCAUAAGCCUAUACGAGAUCAUGCCGAGUUUCUCCUUGGCCAAGCUUUACUCGCAUGUGACUCAGCAGUCGAGAACAUAUGGGCCAUCAUCUGUAUGUAUCACUGGAAAGACGCGAACGAUACAAGAGGCUACACCUUGAUCGGGUUUGCGAUUCGAAUGGCAGCUUCAGCAGAAUGGAAUAUGACACGAGGACGUGUCUCGUAUGACAACCAAAGAUUUGAGGAGUUGGGAGAGCUUCAAGUGCGGCAGAGAAGAGACAAAGAUCGGGUGUGGAUGGUACUAGGAAAUAUUGAGCGGAUAUCAAGUUGCUUUACCGAUCGGCCUCUAUCACCAACAGUCGUUCUCGACCAUGCAGCCUCUAGGCAGUGGAUUGCCCUGACAGAAUGGACAUAUCCACUCGGAGAUGGAAAGGCAGUUGCUGGCCAUGAGUUGACGAGCAUUGCCAGCCAGGCUCAUGAGAGCACGACGAGAAGCAGUAUCGACUCUCGUCUUUCUCCGUCAGCGCUUAAUUUUGAGACAUUCCAAAAGGACAUAGAUGACUUUAACAACAGUAUUGCUGCCUGGGGAGACUAUUGGCAUGCUACCUUCGAUACGUUUCCCAACCCAGAGCCUUUCCAAACACCUCUGGUCUGUCUUUUGAGAGAUUACAUCCGUCUGUACUCCAACUCGGUAUUUCUACAUCGAAUGAUCGUCUCGGGAAGCAGAUCUACGCCGCAGGAUCUCACCACUCAUACCGCUCGAGUCUGUUUCUGCAGUGCAUUGAGUGUACUGCGACAGGCCAUCGAAAUGGGAGAGUUAGAGAUCAUCUACUACCUCUGGGAUACAGCGCACCUAAUGAUCGCCUUCUCAGCAAUGAUGAUUCCAAAACUACUACGGCAAGAUAUCGACGAGUCAUCGGUCUCAAAGAACGCAGCUAUCAAUACGGUGACUCAAGUUACGUCUGCAUACUUCAGUGCCGCCAAGUCAAUAGGCACCUCUGAUCCAGAGAACAACACUGUCUUGGCUCAAGCUCGUCUCCUCUCCGCCAUUCUAGCACGACUCAAAGCCGAACUGGCGCAAACGAAUCCCGACAUGAUGUGUCCGACUAUGCCUGACAAUCUCUCCAUCUCGGGGCUCUCCUGGAUCGAAGACCAGUUAAACAGGUCUACGUUCUUCUCUGACGGAAGGAUGGAACCGCCGUUGUCCGAGUACGUUGACAUGGACACCCAGACCGUGGGGCCGAACGAAGAUAUGAGCUCGUUCAUCCCGCAUGUGUACGAGGAGUUUGACCUCAUGUUGGAUGAUGAUUUUGUGAGCGCGAAGUAUUUCGAGGUUGGGUUGCUCUCAUGGAAUGAGCCGGGCAUAUUUAUACAGCCUCGUUAG